Molecule: messenger RNA, 4956 nt
Organism: Xyrauchen texanus (razorback sucker)
Lineage: Eukaryota; Metazoa; Chordata; Actinopteri; Cypriniformes; Catostomidae
Product: histone deacetylase 4-like
Exons: 24
Coding region: 290-2695 (801 amino acids)
Biological process (GO): negative regulation of transcription by RNA polymerase II; chromatin organization
Cellular component (GO): histone deacetylase complex
Molecular function (GO): histone deacetylase activity
Source: RefSeq, a predicted model, not a curated record
CUAAAAAGAAUACUUCUGUUCUGCUCUGCACUCAGAUUAUGUGUUUAAAUUUUGCUCUGUUAUAUGACUCUACAAAACGAUGAAUGUUGUGAAGUAAGAGAGAAAGGAUAACUAGCAGAAUUACUGUACAGAACAUCAGAUGAUCCAACCGACUCCUGCUGUGGAUGAACUGAUGUGCCUCUUUGCUCAUGAAACUCCAAGAGAUAACAUAAAAUAAUUAAAAUAUCUCUGUACGACACCUCAAGCUGGCCAUCUUUUCGUGACAUUCACCCAUUGUGUUAUUGCUAAGAUGUCUCAACUGCAGCACAGGAGGCAGGAGAGAGGGAAGGAGACCGAACAAGAGAGAAAACAGUCACUGAACCAGCUUUUGAUUAAAAAGAAGAGUGAACAAAGUGCAGUUGCCAGUCCCUGGGUGAAACAAAAGCUACAGCAGCAUAUUUUGAGUAGGCUGGACCAAGCUGCAGCUACUCCUGACAGUUACCUCAGGAAGCCAAGUCAGGAUCCACACCAUUUCCAGUAUCUAUCCCACUAUUUUGGGGAGGACAAUCCAUUACGAAGAACAGUCUCAGAGCCAAUUCUGAAGGUGCGGCCAAAGAGAAGCGCAUUGGGCAGACUGAACCCACUGCUCCGUAAAACAAGUGCGCCCCCUUCUGUCCAAGCAUCUGACGCUAUGGGUGCCUCUCCCAGCACUGUUUCAGUAUCCAUGGGGAGUUCAACACCAGACAAACUAUUGAAAAUACUUCUAGAUCAACAGACCUGUUGUGCACCAAUUUCAAAAGAGUUGGUGAGCGACAAUAUGCAACAGGCAGAAUCUCCUCUGCACAUUGGUGCCCAGAACCCCAUCCUAUUGCCUGUCAUGCAACAAGGUUGGGCAUUCUCUCCUCAUUUACAGCCACUUCAUCCCCAUGUUCUUACAGUGCAUCCACAUGUUCUUACAGUUCCUGUGCCAUGUGCAGUGUUGUCCCAUAGGGCUUUGGCCAAAACCCAAUCAGCACCAUCUUUUAUCCAGCACAACACACACAUUCAUAGACAGAGUCUUACAUUUACACUCCCUGCAUACCAACAGCCCAACUCCUGGCCACAGGAGAGAAUCCAGCAACACACUCUUCCAAAAAAGGUGCUUGUUCGCAGAGUGUGGUCCAUGUCUCCUGAAGAUUUGCAUGAAAAGAAGAGGGUUGAGGAAGGGAAUGCAAAUGUGGGCGGACACAGUCUGUUUGAAUCACCAUUUCAUAGCAGUUGCAGUAAUCAAUUGGAAGCACAGAGCCUCGGAGAAUGUAAUCACCAGCCAAACAGAAUGACUCACCAGAAACUUAUACAUGCUCAUUCCUCUCCAGGCUACUACACUUAUAACAGAACUCUGCCUUCAUGCUUAACCUCACCUCUGUCCACCCAGAGUAUCAGGAACAUACCACACCACACCACAGGCUUGGUGUAUGACUCUCAGAUGCUGAAACAUGAGUGUGACUGUGGAGAAAACAGCAAUCACCCUGAGCAUGCUGGCAGAAUUAAGAGUAUCUGGUCAAGAUUGCUGGAGUGUGGACUCAGGAAUCAGUGUGAGAGGGUUAAGGGUAGGUUGGCCAGUUUAAAGGAACUACAGUCCGUCCAUUCUGAGAAACAUGUUAUUCUCUUCACUGAGCUCUCAGAAACAGAUUUGCCCAACCACAUGGAGGUGUUUCAGACACAGCCAUGUGGAGGAAAGGGGAGGGAUCUUGAUAUGGUAUGGAAUGGCACAUCCAGCAUAACGGCACUUAAGAUGGCAGUUGGUAGUGUGAUUGAACUGGCCCUGCGUGUGGCUAAUGGAGAAUUAAGGAAUGGCUUUGCUGUGGUCAGGCCUCCAGGACAUCAUGCAUCACACUCUCAGACACAUGGCUUCAGUAUCUUUAACUCUGUGGCCAUUGCUGCUAAACAGCUUCAGGACAGAUUGAACAUUAAAAGGAUCCUUAUAGUGGAUUGGGAUGUUCAUCAUGGUAGUGGAACUGAGAAGAUUUUCUACACAGAUCCUAGUGUUCUCUAUAUAUCUCUGCAUCGCUAUGAUAAUGGCACUUUCUUCCCUGGUACUGGAGAACCUAUUAUGGUAGGAUCUGAUGAAGGUAAAGGCUAUAAUGUAAAUGUGGCCUGGUCAGGAGGGUUGAAUCCUCCAAUGGGUGAUGCAGAAUACCUAGCUGCUUUCAGAACAGUAGUUAUGCCAAUUUCUCGUGAGUUUUCUCCUGACAUGGUCCUGGUUUCAGCUGGUUUUGAUGCUGCUGAGGGUCACCCAGCUGCUCUGGGUGGAUACAAUGUCUCAGCUAAAUGUUUUGGACUCCUGACCCGGAAGUUAAUGGAGUUGGCUGAAGGUCGUGUAGUGCUGGUGUUAGAGGGAGGUUAUGACCUCUCCUCUCUCUGUGAUGCAUCCCAGGCCUGUGUCAACGCUCUCGUGGGAUUUGAGCCUGAACCUUUAGCUGAAGAAGAAUUAUUGAGGAGACCCUGUGAUAAUGCAGUUGACUCUUUGGAGACAGUUCUGCGUGUACAGAGUCAGUACUGGAGUUCAGUGAGGGCUAUGCUAGACACUGUGUCUCUGCCAUAUGUAAAAGCAGAGAAGAGCUACUCGGUGGGCAGUGGUGCUGCUUCAGCCCUGGAUGGCCUCACUAUGACUGUUUCAAACAGAAGCUGUUUCCCAAAUGAGCCAAUGGAGAAUGAUGAAGAUCAUUUAAUGUAGGAGCCAGUUACUGUUUCUCCUAAUUAUAUGCUGGAAGAUUUCAUAUUCAUUUCCAAGAAGAGGAUGGACACCCAGUGCCAUAGAGGCCUGAAGUUAGUAUGCCUGUGUUGUGUGAAUGCGUUGUUGUGUAAGACAGGAGACAAUCCAUAACAACUGUUGCCAAAUAAGUAGUGAUAAGACCCUCUCUGAGCAACAAGAGAGCUUCAAUGUCAUGUCACAUGUAAUAAAAUCUUGUGAGUCAUUAUGUUAUAUACAUUUAUAGCUUGCACAUGAUGUCUCAGGGCAAUUUCAAACAAGGAUAUCAUGUAUGAAGGAAGUGAACAUUUGUAAGAGGCAUUAAGUGAAAGAUUGUUCUCCCACACAAGUCUUCUCCAAACUGAAAAUGUAUUCAAACAGAAGUACUUAUGUUACACUGAGAUACUGUUUGUUAGUUUUAUACUUUAGCAGACUAUGAAAGUAUUUAUCAGUCCUUAAUGCUUUAAACUAGUCUUAAGAAUAUAUACAGUAUUUAGAAGUUUUUGUUAAAUGCACUCUACAUUUAUUACUCAUUACAAAAAACAAAAACAAAAAAAUUAUCCUGAGAGUUUUACAUUGUGGUUGAGAUGUUUUAUUGUCAAAUGUUUUUUUAAAAUCAAAGCGUGUUCUGAACCUGCUAUUGUUAAAAUGCUGAUGGCUUUUUCUUGAAUUAAUAUUUAAGGAUGAUAUCCUUCAAUGUAAUUUAUCAGUCAUUUAGUCGUGAAGUACUUUGUGCUCUGCUAUGUCAAUUUGAAAGGCCACGAAAGCCUCGACUUACAGUAUCGGUCAAAAGAUUGGAUACAUUGUACUUGGAGCAUAUUCAUCUUGUUUCACCAUUUGCCCUUUAGUUGUGUCCAUGUACACAUUUCUUAACUUUUUAAAUGUAUGCAUUCAACAGUUAAAAAGUGGUCACCAUAAAUGGGAACUGUAUUUUAAGAGUUUUGAUAACAGUACUAAUAUUCUAAAAUGUGGAAAAUAAUCAAGAAUAAAGAAUGAGUAGGAGGGUCCAUACUUUUUGGUACUUUAUCUUAGGUCACUCUCAUAAGGGUUUUAAUUUUCUGUUGUUAAUGCUUAUUGUUGUGCUACAAUUACAGUUUAAAGCAUUUUUUUGUGUGAAAUGCAACUGAAGGGAUAGUUACACCAAAACUGAAAAUUCCCUCAUCAUUUACUCACCCUCAUGCCAUCCCAGAUGUGUAUGACUUUCUUCUGCAAAACACAAAAAAUAUUUUUAGAAAAAAUAUCUCAGCUCUGUAUAUCUCACAAUGCAAGUGAAUGGUGUCCAGAACUUUUAAACUCCAAAAAAGGGUAACUGGCUGGAGUUACUCAAAAUACUCGAAUACUCAGAAUACUAGAAUUCAAACUCGCUGAGCUACCCAGGGUCCCCCCCACUUUCACAUUAUUUUGUGCCAAUUUACAUUCUCCGUGCAUAUCCCAACCUACUGGACAGGGAGAAGAAUUUAUAGUAAAAAAGGACUUAAACAUUUAUCCAUUUUUCAUCCACACUUAUCAUAUCCCUCCAGAAGGUAUGGAUUAAACCAUUGGAGAUGUAUGGAUUGUUUUUAUGCUGCCUUUAUGUCCUGUCGGAGCUUCAAAGUUCAGCCCACCACUCACUUGCAUUGAAUGGCCCAACACAUCUGAAAUAUUCUUCCUAAAUUCUGUGUUAGCGCUCAGCAGAAGAAAGUCACACAUCUGGGAUAGCAUGAGGGUGAGUAAAUAAUGAAAUAAUUUUAAUUUAAACUGGGUGAACUAACCCUUUAACACAACAAAUUCCUCUUGUUUGCUACAUUCCAAUUUUAGUAGUGUAUAUCAUUCAAACUUUUUACAACGUUUUACACUGUCAACUGUUUUUACUGUUCUAAGGAUUAAAAUAAAGCCAUAUUGUUACUAUUUCUAACGUUUUAUUGAAAUCAAGGGUGAUUUGUAAUGAUGUGUCACAAGUGUUAUUUUAUUAAUGGGCUGCCCACGCAUGCAUAAAUUUACCAAUUUCAUGACAUGAUAUAAUGGAUGUAUAUAAAAUUGCCCGAAUUGUUAGGCAAACGCUAAAAUCACAUUCUAUCACAAUCUAUAUGUAAAUAUAAAAAGAAAGAUUAACAUAAUAAUACAAAUGCAUGCAGUCUUAUAUGAGUGAAUCUAUACAAACCUAUAAUCAGUCCUAUAACACAGGUGACAGUAUGGGCAGGUGAUAACCAACUACCAGAGGUGUGAUAGUAUUACAUUAGACUAUUAAAAAGUUUUUAAAAAAUUAC